Molecule: messenger RNA, 3656 nt
Organism: Labeo rohita (rohu)
Lineage: Eukaryota; Metazoa; Chordata; Actinopteri; Cypriniformes; Cyprinidae
Gene: nrd1b
Product: nardilysin b (N-arginine dibasic convertase)
Exons: 31
Coding region: 86-3313 (1075 amino acids)
Biological process (GO): proteolysis
Molecular function (GO): metalloendopeptidase activity; metal ion binding
Source: RefSeq, a predicted model, not a curated record
GCCGUUGUCACGAAGAGCGUUAACGUCUGUGUAACAUCCGUAAUCCCAUCAUCUACAGAUACAUAGGAAGAGUGUUUGAGUCAAGAUGCCCCAGACGAAUAAGGCUAAAACUUCCGGUGGAUCUGCCGGUGAAGUGUCCGGUCGGGAGAGCGGAGAACCUCCACCGGCUGGAGCCGAACCGCGAGUCUCCAAACCCGAACCUGACGGAGCCGGAGCAUCGGAUCAGAGUGACCCGAAAAUAAACAAAUCACCAAGCGACCCCAAAACAUACAGGUACAUUGAGCUGAGCAAUGGACUCAAAGCACUACUCAUAUCAGACCUCACCCAGUCAGAAAGUAACGGAGAGCCAGUUGCCGAAGAAGAGGAAGAGGAAGGUGACAGUAGGAGCACCAAUGAAGGCAGCAGUUGCGCGAAUAAAUGCAGUGAAGGUGUGAAGAAGAGUUGCCGUUCAGAGAAACAGUCCGCAGCUGCGCUCUGUAUCAGCGUGGGAAGCUUCAGCGACCCUGCGGAUCUACCUGGUCUCGCCCAUUUCCUCGAACACAUGGUCUUCAUGGGUAGCGAGAAGUACCCAGCCGAAAAUGGCUUUGAUGCGUUCCUGAAAAAACACGGUGGAAGUGACAACGCCUCCACAGACUGUGAACGAACCAUCUUCAAGUUUGAUGUUCAGAGAAAGUACUUCAAAGAAGCACUAGAUCGGUGGGCGCAGUUUUUCAUUUGUCCGCUGAUGAUUCCUGAUGCGGUUGACAGGGAGGUGGAGGCUGUAGACAGCGAGUACCAGAUGGCCCAGCCAUUAGACUCUAAUCGCAAAGAGAUGCUGUUUGGAGGUCUAGCAAAAGCCGGUCACCCAAUGAGCAAGUUCUUCUGGGGAAAUGCUCAGACGUUAAAAAACGAACCCAAAGAGAAGAAUAUCAACACUUAUGAGCGUCUGAGAGAGUUUUGGAGGAGGUAUUAUUCUGCUCAUUACAUGACACUCGCUGUGCAGUCCAAAGAAACACUUGAUACUCUGGAAGAAUGGGUGCGUGAAAUCUUUAUUAAGAUACCAAACAAUGGUCAGCCACGGGCGGAUUUUUCAGACCUUCAGGAUCCAUUUGAUACUCCGGAUUUCAACAAGCUUUACAGAGUGGUGCCUGUGCGAAAGAUGCAUGCGCUGACCAUCAGCUGGGCUCUUCCACCUCAGGGCAAACAUUACAGAGUGAAACCCCUGCAUUACAUUUCCUGGCUGAUUGGUCAUGAAGGAGCUGGAAGUAUACUGUCUUUACUCAGAAAGAAGUGCUGGGCUCUGGCUCUGUUUGGAGGAAACUGCGAGUCGGGUUUCGAUCAGAACACCACCUACUCCAUCUUCAGCGUUUCAAUCAGUCUGAGCGACGAGGGCUUCCAGAACUUCUUCCAGGUCAUUCAUAUAGUCUUCCAGUAUGUGAAAAUGCUUCAGUCCGUUGGACCUCUGCAAAGGAUCUAUGAAGAAAUCCAGAAGAUUGAAGCCAAUGCGUUUCACUAUCAGGAGCAGACGGAACCAAUUGAGUUUGUGGCGAACAUUUGUGAAAACAUGCAGCUUUUCCCCAAAGAGGACUUCCUGUGUGGAGACCAGCUGAUGUUUGAAUACAACCCAGAGGUCAUCUCAGCUGCUUUGACACUCUUGACUCCAGCGACGGCUAACAUAUUACUGCUGUCACCCGAGCACGAUGGACUCUGUCCUCUAAAGGAGAAGUGGUUUGGGACGCAGUACAGUGUUGAAGAUAUCCCGCAAGAAUACCGUGAUCUUUGGGCUGGAGAUUUCCCAUUGAACCCGGACCUUCACCUCCUAGCUGAAAACAGGUUUAUAGCCACGGAUUUCACCCUCAUAACAUCAGACUGUCCUGACACGGAUUUCCCAGUCAAAAUAAUUGACAACGAGAGAGGCCGUCUCUGGUUCAGAAAAGAUGACAAGUUCAAAAUACCCAAAGCUUAUGCACGUUUCCAGCUGCUGACGCCAUUCAUACAGGAAUCGCCUAAAAAUCUGGUCCUAUUUGAUCUCUUUGUGAAUACUUUGGCUCAUAAUCUGGCGGAGCCGGCGUAUGACGCUGAAGUGGCUCAGUUGGAGUAUAUGUUAGUUCCUGGAGACUAUGGCUUGUUUAUCAGACUCAAAGGAUUCAACCACAAACUGCCUUUGCUUCUAAACCUGAUCGUAGACCACCUGGCUGACUUCAGCGCCACUCCAGAUGUGUUUAGCAUGUUCACUGAACAGCUAAAGAAAACCUACUAUAUCAUCCUUAUCAAACCAGAUCGACUUGGAAAAGAUGUUCGGCUGCAGAUCCUGGAGCACCAUCGCUGGUCUGUGAUGCAGAAAUAUGAAGCCAUCAUGGCGGACCUCAGUGUGACUGAUCUCAUGGACUUUGUGAAUCGUUUCAAGGCCGAGUUAUUCGUGGAAGGACUCGUACAAGGGAACCUCACAAGUGCUGAAUCCAAAGAAUUUCUGCAGUAUUUUAUAGAGAAACUCCAGUACAAACCUCCUCCAGCUGAACCUCCUGUCCUGUUUCGAGUGGUGGAGUUGCCACAGAUGCAUCAUUUAUGUAAAGUUCAGUCUCUCAAUAAAGCGGACGCUAACUCUGAAGUCACAGUAUACUAUCAGACAGGGUUGAAGAACUUGCGGGAACAUACACUGAUGGAGCUGCUUGUGAUGCACAUGGAGGAACCCUGCUUUGAUUUCCUAAGGACAAAGGAAACUCUAGGGUAUCAGGUGUACCCGUCCUGCAGAAACACCUCCGGUGUCCUUGGCUUCUCAGUUACUGUUGAGACUCAGGCGACCAAGUUCAGCACUGACUUUGUGGAAGGAAAAAUUGAAGCUUUUCUAGUCAGCUUUGAGGAGAAGAUGGUUAACUUGUCGGACGAGGCUUUUCAAGCUCAAGUGACGGCCCUGAUCAAGCUGAAGGAGUGUGAAGACACGCAGCUCGGGGAAGAAGUGGACAGGAACUGGUUUGAAGUGGUCACGCAGCAGUAUGUCUUUGACAGGCUCAAUAAAGAAAUCGAAGUCCUGAAGAAUGUCACCAAAGAUGAACUGCUAUCUUUUUUCAUGGAGCACAGACACGAAAGCAGUAGAAAACUGAGUAUACAUGUGGUUGGAUUUGGAGAGAAAGAGAAGGAAACCCACGGAAACGAUCAAUCCAGUUCAGCCCCGGAGACUCAGGAUGCAGAAACGAAGACUUCCUCAUACGGGGACGUCUCCGAGCUCAUCUUCCUCCCUGCCUCGCCCGUCCUCGCCAAAGCCACCAGGAUAACAGACAUCCGUGCGUUCACGUCUUCCCUCAACCUGCACCCCUAUCAUAAGGUCCUCCAGUGAGACUGAAGUGCACUAAGAGACACGGCUACCUCCAGACGAGACACUGCAAAAACACGCUCGUCUGUCUCUGUCGUUAUCUGUUACAUAAAAUAUACAAGUGGGUCUUGCAUUCAGUUAAGUGUUGUUUAUGUAAUCCAGUUUUUCAUGUAUUUCAGAUGGCACAAAUCAAAGUAACAUUUGUAUGUAUUAGAUUAUCAGGGAUAAUACACAGAUCAUUCAAAUAUAUAGAUUGAAUAUCAGAUUUUAUUGAAAACAAAUGAUUGCUGGAAAUCAUUUUUUAAGGUAAGAAUGUAUUUUAUCUGUAUUUCUCAUUGUGAAUAAAAAUAUGGAGAUGUGGAUGCAA